This is a messenger RNA of Perca flavescens (yellow perch), 2886 nucleotides long. RefSeq names its product BTB/POZ domain-containing protein 6-B. The record is from RefSeq and is a predicted model, not a curated record. Gene Ontology annotation, molecular function: protein binding. NCBI's taxonomy places the organism in Eukaryota, Metazoa, Chordata, Actinopteri, Perciformes, Percidae. Gene Ontology annotation, cellular component: cytosol. Gene Ontology annotation, biological process: neurogenesis. The coding region runs from base 634 to 2277 and encodes 547 amino acids. The transcript has 4 exons.
AAUCUGCGGAGCUGCCGGGGGAGGCGCUUCGGCUCUCCCAACGUCACCACCGUGCUGGAAUCUGAUUGGUCCUCAGCGAGCCCUGGGCGUCCGAGGAGAUCACGACGGGGGAAAAAAAGCAGAAAAAUGGAGCAGACCUUAAAAACUCCCGACAAAUGACUAUUUACCUCGGAUGCGGACGGCAGCAACGGAACAUCGUAGCUGGCUUCGUGUAGGUCGACAGUCGGUUCGGAGAAAGAGGAAGAAAUAUCGGUGAGGAUUAACGCAGAGGCGGGGUGGGAAAAAUAGGAAGGACUUAAUAGCUGCGACUAUCCGGAUUACCCACUCGCUGAAAAAGGGAAAACAAGCGACGCUUCGUGGACAUUUCUCCGUCCAGAGAGGAUGAAGUGACCGCCAGGAAACGGGAGAAAAAGUGCUUGUGGUCGAAGUUGGAAGCGGAGGAGGAAACGGACUCCUCCGGGCCUGAACGGAUAUUUAGAUGUUGUCGUGUAAACUUCGCUGUCGAUGCCGUUUUAAAGCGGCGUUGUAGGAGCAGAAUUUCACCCAGAAAACGUUGAAUUCUUCGAGCAAGCACCCCCAACAGUGAUUCAGUUCACCGGAUACCAACACGAAGAAGAUUCUUUGCUUGUGCCGAUGCCAACGGCAGACUGCAGGUUGCUCCAUCAUGGCCGGAUCAUGAGGUGUUUGACUUAUCUACUCCUACUUCCAGAAACCCUGAAAAAGUCUAAGAAGGUCGGCAAGCUCCCGGGCAGGCUGCCGGUAUGUUAUGAGAUCCUGACUCUGUCCCUGACUAGCAAGAAGAAGCAGCAGCAGGAGGAGGAGGAGAAGAUGGCUGCGGAGUUGUACCCCGCCGCUAACACCAACAACCCAAACCUGUCCAACGGCACGACGGUAGCGGACACCGAGAAGACCAAGGAGGUACAUGUGAGCCAGGCCAGCAGCGCGGCGACCACCCCGACCACCCAGCAGAACAUCAACAACAACAACGUCGACCCGCCGAGCUGGCAGUGCAGCCACCCCACACUGAGAGAGAGGAAUGCCUUGAUGUUUAACAAUGAGCUGAUGGCCGAUGUCCACUUCAUUGUUGGCCCCAUGGGGGAAUCUCAGAAGGUUCCAGCACACAAGUAUGUGCUGGCUGUGGGAAGCUCCGUCUUCUGUGCCAUGUUUUAUGGCGAUCUGGCGGAGGAGGAGUCAGAGAUCCAUAUUCCAGAUGUGGAACCUGCUGCUUUUCUAAUUCUGCUGAAGUACAUGUACAGCGAUGAGAUCGACCUGGAGGCAGAUACGGUGCUGGCCACCCUGUAUGCCGCCAAGAAGUACAUUGUUCCUGCACUGGCCAAGGCCUGCGUCAUCUUCCUGGAAACGAGCCUGGAGGCCAAGAACGCCUGUGUGCUGCUCUCACAGAGCCGCCUGUUCGAGGAGCCCGAGCUGACGCAGCGCUGCUGGGAGGUGAUCGACGCUCAGGCCGAGCUGGCGCUGUGCUCCGAGGGCUUCUGUGAGAUCGACCUGCAGACUCUGGAGAUCAUCCUGCGAAGGGAGACGCUCAACAUCAAGGAGGUGGUGGUGUUUGAUGCGGUUAUGAACUGGGCCACAGCGGAGUGCAAGAGACAGGGUCUGGGGCCCACCACCCGCAACAAAAGAAAUGUGCUUGGCAAGGCGCUGUUCUUAGUGCGCAUCCCGUCCAUGAGCCUGGAGGAGUUUGCUGACGGGGCGGCGCAAUGUGAUAUCCUGACACUGGAGGAGACUCACAAUGUGUUCCUGUGGUACACUGCGGCUAAAAAGCCUGAUCUGGAAUUCCCUCUGACUGCACGGCAGGGUUUGGUGCCUCAGAGGUGCCACCGCUUUCAGUCCUCAGCCUACCGGAGCAACCAGUGGCGCUACCGCGGCCGGUGCGACAGCAUUCAGUUCGCGGUGGACAAGAGGAUCUUUAUCGCCGGGCUGGGGCUGUACGGGUCGAGCGGCAGCAAAGCCGAGUACAGCGUCAAAAUUGAACUGAAGAGACAAGGGGUGAUCCUGGCGCAGAACCUGACAAAGUUUGUGUCGGAUGGGUCGAGCAGUACGUUUCCGGUGCGGUUCGAGCAUCCUGUUCAGGUGGAGCAGGACGCGUUCUACACGGUGAGCGCCGUGCUGGACGGGAACGAACUGAGCUAUUUUGGCCAGGAGGGCAUGACGGAGGUGCAGUGUGGGAAGGUGACAUUUCAAUUCCAGUGCUCCUCCGACAGCACCAACGGGACCGGAGUACAGGGAGGACAGAUCCCCGAGCUUGUGUUCUAUGCAUAAGCGGCUCCGGACUGCUAAUGGAUAACUAGCUUUAUCCUCGCCUCCCAGCCUUCAGAGUAAUGUAGCAUUAAAGACACUUGACUAAUGUCACACUAAAUGGCCUGGUUAGUUCUUUGAGAGACUAUUUUAAAAAGUCAAGGAGCUGUUGCUAUUUAAUUUAAUGUUAUUUUUUUUAUUUAAAUACUGGGUUAACGUUAUUUGCUCUGUCGCCUGUGUUCAAGGGCUGCGGCUGCUGUAGAAACAACAUUAAUAGAGUCAUUUGUGGUUAUGUAAUCAAGCUGAGCUCCACAACUGAAACAAGUAGGGACCGCUUCAAAUUGUGUAAUUGCAAGUCUAUAUACAAUGUUGUUGCUAUAGUCUUAGCAGCAAUGUUACACGAGGAGCCAACUUUAUGUAGUCUUAUGAUUCUGAAUGCAAAAAAAAGUAGAAAUCUUGUCAGAAACAGAGUUGUUUUGCACUUGAGGACGGCCUCAUAAACAUUGUGUCUUUUGUAAAAUACAAUUUAACUGUUAACAGCUUGAUGCUGUUAAAGAUGACCAGAUGUGUUCUGUACAAGAAUGCUUAUACACCUGAUGAUAAAACAUAAAGGUUAUAAUGUGAUUGAAGUUA